Messenger RNA from Lineus longissimus, 3601 nucleotides. RefSeq names its product integrin-linked protein kinase-like. Gene Ontology annotation, molecular function: ATP binding; protein kinase activity; protein binding. The record is from RefSeq and is a predicted model, not a curated record. Gene Ontology annotation, biological process: protein phosphorylation; signal transduction. Lineage: Eukaryota; Metazoa; Nemertea; Pilidiophora; Heteronemertea; Lineidae. The transcript is spliced from 12 exons. Gene Ontology annotation, cellular component: cytoplasm. The coding region runs from base 311 to 1750 and encodes 479 amino acids.
AUGAGCCAGGCUAGUUGUGUUUGGGAAGACAGGCUUAAAUUCUGUCAAAUUUCUCUCCAAACUAUUUGUCUGAUUACUACAUGAGUAACUUAGUUUGAAACAUAAAUAAAUAAGGAUUAUUAUGCCAUUGGAAUCAAGACUUGUUUCCUUGUGGAUUUUUCAUAAACAGCAGUGAAAGUGAAGCCCUGCCCAUUUGUGUCAGACGUGUGUGAAGAAUUCGUAUAGGUUGUGUACACUGCAGUGUAGUGUUCGAGGCUGAUGUAUGAGAAUUUGACAGUAGCUGAGUGAGUGCCCUUUCUCAUUUAUAGCCAUGGCUAUGGAUGAUAUCUUUGCCCAGGUGCGUGAAGGCAAUGCGUUCAAUGUCCGCCUGUGGCUGGACAACACGGAAAAUGACCUCAAUCAGGGAGAUGACCAUCGGUUCAGUUUACUUCACUGGGCGGCCCGCGAAGGGCGGGCUAACAUUGUUGACAUGUUGAUUUUUCGUGGUGCUAGGAUAAAUGCUACCAACAUGGGUGAUGACACUGCUCUUCAUUUGGCAGCUAGCCAUGGCCACAGGGAUAUUGUAUUGAAAUUAUUACACAAUAAAGCCAACAUAAACGCCAUCAAUGAACACGGCAACACGCCCCUGCAUUACGCUUGUUUCUGGGGCCAGGACCAGAUAGCUGAAGAUCUUGUGAACAAUGGUGCUUUAGUCGCAAUAAGUAACAAAUAUGGAGAGACACCAUUAGAGAAAUCAAAAUCCUUCUUACAGAGAAUCUUAAGUGAAAGAGCUGCUGCAUUAGGUCAAGAUUUGAAAAAAGUACCUUUCAAGGAUAGGAGUUGGUUAGGAUACAAAACAAGGAGUAGAGAUGCCACGUUAUCUCGCCAUUCAGGAAUUGACAUAGCACAGUUGAAUCUCCACACGAAACUCUGUAGCAGCCAUUCAGGAGAGCUCUGGAGGGGUACAUGGCAAGGAAAUGAUAUCGCAGCAAAAAUCCUCACAGUUCGUAGAUUGACGAUACGAGAUACCAGAGACUUUGCUGAAGAGUUCCCAAGGCUACGAAUCUUCAACCACCCGAACAUCUUGCCAGUGCUCGGAGCGUGUAACCAACCUCCCAACCUGGUGGUCAUCUCUCAAUUUAUGCCGUAUGGCUCCCUCUUCAAUGUUCUUCAUGAGGAAACUGGUAUCGUUGUUGACCAAAACCAGGCUCUACGUUUUGCCAUUGACAUAGCAAGAGGGAUGGAAUUUCUCCACACACUCGACCCGGCGAUCCCAAAUAUCUAUCUGACCAGUAAACACGUCAUGAUUGACGAAGAUCUAGCUAAAAUAAAUGUGGAUGACCCCAAAUACAUCUCAAAGCGUCGAGAUGGGGCUGUCACUGGGGUGGAUGAAGACCUUGCGUGUCGAAUCAACAUGGCCGACUACAAGUUUUCGUUUCAUGAGCGAGGCAAGGUGUAUUCGCCAGCUUGGAUGUCACCAGAAGCUCUGCAAAAGAAACCAGAAGACAUCAACGUGAAGGCAGCUGACAUGUGGAGUUACGCCAUCUUACUGUGGGAGUUGGCAACGCGUGAAGUCCCGUUUGCUGAGGUACCUCCGAUGGAACUAGGAAUGAAGGUAGCACAUGAGAAUCUGCGCUUGUCCAUUCCGCCUGGAACCUCGCCGCACAUGGCGCGUCUCAUGAAGAUCUGUAUGAACGAAGAUCCCGGGAAACGGCCGAGGUUUGAAAUGAUCAUACCCAUCUUGGAGAAGAUGAAGCAGUCGGGAAACUAGUCGAAUGCAGGAUAUAAACACUGAAACUAGUUAAACCAGGAUAUGUAUUAUUUGGAAAUCUCGUUAAACAAGAAACUCAGAAACUGGUGAAACGAGGUCACGUUUAGUCACGAAUGAGCAGGUCAGAAAACCUGAUUGGGUCUGUUUAUUGUUGCCCAUAUGAAUGAUAGAUAAAAGUGCUGACCCCUCUUUUGAAAUAUUGGUUGGGCUUUAAAGAAAGAAGGGUGCUGAACACUUGUGAGAAAUGAUUAGGGAGAGGUUGUCUGAUCGCCCGGCCAAGGACUUUCACUGGGGUGGAGAAAUCGAGGCUUGUGGAAGUUUGGUCCACAGCGGUUGGUCUUGGUACUUGUUAUGGCACUGUUCAUCAAACUCAUGGUUAUUUGGUGUAGAAUGACGAGUUAAGAUUUCAUUCCGGAGUUCAUCCUGCUGUGAGGUGAAAGCACAAUCACAAUUUUAUAGAAAUAAUGAUCAGAAAAGUUUGUAUAACAAUUAGUGCGAAUGUAUGAUGAAUGUAUGUAUUGUCAUAAUGAAUGCAAUAUUAUAUACUGACCACUAUGCGUUGAGAAAUGAAUGUAAUUUUUAAACUAUGAUGCAGAAUGUUUACUGAUAUGACUAUACAUAUGUUAUACACAAAAAAUCACGUGUUAUAUUUGUACGACUCGAUGAGCUUAUAUGCAAUUGUCUACACUCUUUGAAAUUGCACUUUCAGAUGUCUUGCAUUAUAGCGCCAUGCAUUAUUUUCUUAACUGUACAGAAUGAACCUGUGUAUUAUUCCUAUUUCCACCAGUAGCACAUAACUCAAGUAAACUUAUACCUACCUUUAUUCUCCUGCAUUGUUUAAAGAGACGCUUCUCCUACUGCACAGGGGUGUAGAAUCGUACCAGGUGACAUGUCGUGAGCAUCUCCUUGGGUUCCCAGGGCAAGUUUCAGGAGAGGCUGGGAUGUUUGUAAAGUCAACUGAUCAUGUCUAUUGCUGUGGAUAUCAGACUAUAAACCGCAACAGAUACCAUUACGUUUCUCAAGAAUUAAUAAAGACCUAUCUUUGUUUGUUCUUUCCUUCUAUGAAGUCUCUUUAAUUGGAAUAGGAUCUGCAUGUGUACAUGUAUCAGUAGAGUUUUAUGUCUGUAAGCAUUUAAUACCAUUAUUAUAAACACUUAGGGUAUCUGCUGCCUGAAUUUCUGAUAAUUCAAAUUAGAGUUGUUCAUUUGUGUUCAUAUUUUGAACCAAAUGUAGCAGUGCUAUAUGUAUAUUAAUACCUCGUUGUAUAUUUUCUGUUAGUAUGUAAAUGUAGUUUAUGAUCAGAUUUAUGAACUAAUUGAUGCUCCCUAAAUAGAUACGAUCUAUGUCUUUAUUUUGAUUCAUUUGUAAGUUUUUCUUUAUAGAACAUACGUUGAAUUUGACCUCUUUAAUCAGGACACCUUUCUAUUCGAUUGCAUCUGUUCCUAAAUUAUUACCAAUAUAUAUGAGCUUGCUUGCUCUAUAUUUCAUUAUGAAUAAUAUGUUCAAACUAUUUCAGUUCCUGUCAGAUCAGCCAUGUAAAAUGACUUGUAAGCGUGUUUUCUGUAUAUUCUCAUACAAUGUAGGUGCAUGCCCCUUAGUGUAGAUUGCAUGAAAUAAUUUAUAGAGGAGAACAAGAGAUUUCAAAAGUUCAAACACUUCUAAAUUGCUUCGGAGGGAUAUUUUCCAUCGUGAUGGUAGAGUAAGUUCAGACAAAAAUUCAACAGCCUUUUUAACUGAACAUCAGUAAAGUUCUUCCCCAUCUCUAAAAUGACUUGAACUUUUCAUAUGAUAAAGGAGAACUAUUUGUAAGUUGUUCUUUACUAAUAAAACCUCGGCCAUGUAUCUUUUAAA